AUGGCAUUGUACCUGGUUAAGUGUCUGGAGCAUUUCCUGGUGACGGCUGAGGAACACUUAAUGGUGGGCUGGAGGGUGAUCUACUACAUCUUCACAGACAGGGUGGGUGCGGUGCCGCGGCUCCGCCUGGUCACGGAGCGGCACCUGCGGACCCUGAUGGUGGAGAACCAGAAGCGCUGGCAGGAUGUCUCCAUGAUGAGGAGACAUUGGUUCACCCAGGGCCUGGACCCUGCUAUCUGCAGGGAGGCCCAGUAAGUUUUCUGCCUGUAUAUCGACCAGUUCUUUGUUGGAGCCUUCAGGCUGGGAGCGCUGGCCGAGUCCGUUGCCCUGCUCCAUUCCUAUUUCGACCAGUGGACCUGCUUCUACUUCACCUCUGACCGAAACCUCAGACCAGCUGCCUUUCUGGGCCCAGGUGCAGGGGACUGCCACUACCGCGCAGCAGUGUUCAGGGGUCAUGCCCACAGUGAAGAACCUGACGGAAAGCCUUCCAGAACAAGAGGAAUGGCAUGGAGGCCCCGCUGGCAUGACGAGAGCCACCUCAAUAAGUACUUCCAGCUGCACAAGCCAACCAAGAUCUUGUCUCCGGAGUACUGCUGGGAUGAGGCCAUCGGGCCAUGUGGAGACAUCUGCAUCUCUAGGCUGCUGUGGGCCGAGAAGCCACGCAGUUUGGUGUGCCCGACAGAUCAGUGA
Messenger RNA from Caretta caretta (loggerhead turtle), 690 nucleotides. The record is from RefSeq and is a predicted model, not a curated record. NCBI's taxonomy places the organism in Eukaryota, Metazoa, Chordata, Testudines, Cheloniidae.